This is a messenger RNA of Paramormyrops kingsleyae, 3278 nucleotides long. The record is from RefSeq and is a predicted model, not a curated record. Lineage: Eukaryota; Metazoa; Chordata; Actinopteri; Osteoglossiformes; Mormyridae.
GAGUGAAGUGAGGGACGAACAUGAAAGACUGAAAAAUUAAUAUCCUUGGACGGCUGGCGGAAUAGUUUACAGAACACUUGUGUGAACUGCGUCGCCUCUGCUUUUGUUCUGUUAUUUAGUUUAUUGUUUCAACCGAUUUUGAACGCAGAGAAAACGGCCCUCCGCCUCCAACUGCCAGCCCCAGACUGCUCCCUCUUCCUCCAGCGCCUGGGCCAUACGAGUAACCUCACUCCCAGAGUCCAUUCAGGAUCCACUGGCCUGCAGUAAAAACUCUGGAUGAAUGGCUCAAUGAGUUUAUAAGGCAAUGGGCUUUUGGCUAAAGCCUCAGCUGUGAAGCGAGGAACUCUGACCAAACCAGGAUACCUUCAUGUAGGCAGAUCCCUGCCUGGUGGAACAUCAAACCAUUUCCCAUUUCCCAGAAAUGGACCCAGGUAUUAACUGUUAAGCAGCCUGAUUCACCGUAUUAACGGCUCCCCUCAGAGUUCAAACAAAGUGCUUCCAUUCUCUGAUGUACAUUAGCUCACUCAGCAUUGGCUGGGGAAAUAUUAUAAAGUGAGAUCUUCAUUAUCCAGACCUCUGCUGGAUGGCUUUAACUCAUGCAGGUCAUUGAUGGAGCAUAAACAGCCUUUUAAGAGCCUUGUGUUUUCCCUAAAUUAAAUUAGAUUAAAAACACAUGAACACAAGCUUGGAUCAAGGUACCUGCAAAAUAAAAUCCACUAACAGAUAUAUUGACUAAAGACAUCUGUUGAGCUUUACUGCAGCACAGAAAGGCACCCUAAAGACCAGGCAAGGGUUAAGAGAUCUCCAAACCCCUGUAUGGACUACUGACUUUCUGAUCUGUUGAUCUUAAUAUUAAUUAUCUGUUUGUCCUGUGAAAACCUCGAUUACCCCAGACACACACUUCCACUGGACACAAAUUGCUCUUUGUAAAAGAAUAUAAGAUUAAUUAACUAUAAGAGGAAAAUCAUACACCUGCAGAGGUUGAAAUUUACAUUCUUAUUUCCUUCGUAUUUUGGAAGUUUUCCGUUGUGUUUGCCUCUGAAUACUUUCAAUGUGGUAAAUGCACCCACACCAAUGAACAUACAUCACUGUGCUUCAGACCUAAAAAGUACACUGAUGUCCUGUAAAUGAAACACGGUGAAAUAUGUACUGUGUGAAAUGUUGUUUCAAUGCAUUUGUGACUCUUGAGGACGACUCUGCUGUGCCAGACGUGGUGCCCAUGACGGAAUUGGCGGUGCAGGGGUGUAGAAAGGCAUUGCCGUUCUCAUCGAAAGCGGCGGAAGACGUCCAGCCAUGGGGGCGGCACGUGUGAAGAGACGCUUCAGCGUGGCGGUGGAGAGCCCUCUGGACGAGGAGGAGGUGCUGCACCUGACCCAGAGCGCUGCCGAGAUGGCUGGGAUCGGGGGGGGUGCGGGCAGCGCUGGGACCUCUGCCGACGCCAGCCCCACCCGAAACGGCACCGUGGGUAGGAGUGGCGUGAAUAGUGUUGGGGGAGGUGUUUGCUUGGCAGUUGGGGGGGUGGGGUCCACAGGGGGUAUCCCCCCCUCCCCAGACCAAGGCUUUGCCCCAGCUUACCCCUUCCCCCGCGGCGGCCGGCGGCGACCCCGAAGCCGUUUCGUGGGUAAGGACGGGCGAUGCCGCGUCGCCUUCAUCAACAUGAGUGAGAGGGGCCAGCGCUACCUCAGCGACCUCUUCACCACCUGUGUGGACGUCCGCUGGCGCUGGAUGCUGCUGCUCUUCACUCUCUCCUUCCUGCUGUCCUGGCUGCUCUUCGGUUUCAGUUUCUGGCUCAUCGCCUUCGCCCACGGCGACCUGACGCCUCCGGCCAAGGAGCAGCCGCAGGAGGAGCCCUGCUUCCAGCAGGUGAAUGGCUUCGUGGCAGCCUUCCUCUUCUCCCUGGAGACUCAGACCUCCAUUGGCUAUGGCUCCCGCAGUGUGACGGAGGCCUGCCCUCUGGCGGUGCUGGCGGUCGUGUUGCAGUGCAUUGUGGGCUGCAUCAUUGACGCCUUCAUCAUCGGGGCGGUUAUGGCCAAGAUCGCCAAGCCCAAGAAGCGCAACGAAACGCUGGUGUUCUCGGAGAAGGCGGUGGUGGCCCUGCGUGACGGGAAGCUCUGCAUGAUGUGGCGGGUGGGAAACCUGAGGAAGAGCCACCUUGUGGAGGCCCACGUCCGUGCCCAGCUACUCAAGCCCAGAGUGACCCCGGAGGGGGAGUACCUGCCACUGGAUCACGUGGACAUCAACGUGGGCUUUGACACGGGCACGGACCGGAUCUUCCUGGUGUCGCCUAUCACCAUUGUGCACGAGAUCAACGAGGAGAGCCCCUUUUUCGAGAUGGACAAGCGGACGCUGGAGAGCGACAGCGAACUGGAGGUGCUGGUCAUCCUGGAAGGCAUGGUGGAGGCAACCGCCAUGACCACCCAGUGCCGAAGCUCCUACCUGGCCUCCGAGAUCCUGUGGGGUCACCGCUUCGAACCCGUGCUAUUUGAGAGGAAGAACUGCUAUGAGGUGGAUUACUCCCAUUUCCAUUGUACAUAUGAGAUUCCCAGCACCCCCAUCUGCAGUGCCAAGGAUCUGGCAGAGAUGAAGUUCAUCCAGGGCUCCCGCGCCUCCUUCUGUUACGAGAACGAAGUUGCGCUGCAGCUCUCGUCACCGGGUGUCCAGUCUCCCUCACCGGCAUCGCAGGGAGAAUCCCUCAUGCAUGCCCAUGCACACUGAAGGGCAGGGGAGGGGGACUCUAUGUGGGGUGGCCUGGAAUGUGGAGAUACGGCCUAUAAGAGAGGAUAAGUGCUGAGCGAGGUAAGGUGAGGAAGGAAGAUGGAAUCAGAGGGUGAGCAGACGAGCCAGUGAGCUCAUGGUGCGGAAUCAGAGGCAGAGCGUGAGAUAGACAGGCAAGGGUGAAGGUUUGCUUUCAGCAUUAGCAGGGAACAAAUCAGUCUUGAAUCCCCCCACUUCUCUAAUCAUACACGGUACUCCCGCACAUGUAGUAAGGACAUGUCCUUACUGUCUGUACCCACAUCUACACCACUGCAGACAGAGCAGUAUUAAAAAACAAAGGUCAAUCAGCAGAGAAUGAAUGGAGAAGGUAAACAAAUUGUGGAAUCUUAGAGGUGACGGAGGUAAGGAGCAUGGCACUGAUUACAGUUUGUCACUGCACCCAACAAACCACCUCAGGGAUGAGAAUCUGAGUGCAGCCAUGUGGCAGGCGAUACCUCAGCACCACAUGAGUCCGAAUGGACCAGUGUGAGGUUUUUUUCUGGUGGCUGGAGUGUAAAUCCUGC